This is a messenger RNA of Fragaria vesca subsp. vesca, 1778 nucleotides long. Its product is annotated as probable E3 ubiquitin-protein ligase ARI8-like. Gene Ontology annotation, biological process: positive regulation of proteasomal ubiquitin-dependent protein catabolic process; protein polyubiquitination; ubiquitin-dependent protein catabolic process. The record is from RefSeq and is a predicted model, not a curated record. Gene Ontology annotation, molecular function: ubiquitin protein ligase activity; zinc ion binding; ubiquitin conjugating enzyme binding. NCBI's taxonomy places the organism in Eukaryota, Viridiplantae, Streptophyta, Magnoliopsida, Rosales, Rosaceae. The coding region runs from base 183 to 1778 and encodes 531 amino acids. The transcript has a single exon. Gene Ontology annotation, cellular component: cytoplasm; ubiquitin ligase complex.
UUGGAAUUCUUAAUUUAUUAGGAUUGAUUUUGGAUUCAGUUUCCUAUAUGAAAUAGAAGACUCGGCUUACAAGGAUUUGCUAUAAACGCCACAAUCACCUAACCCUAUGCUUCUAUAAGGGUGCUUCACUACUUCAACUAUAAUACAUAAAUCUGGGGUACCAUAGCCUCUUGCUUUCUCUUAUGGAUUCUGAGGAUGAGAUGCAGUACUCUGAUUCCGACGAAUAUUACUUUGAUCCCGACGAAUAUGAAAAUAAAUAUACGGAGGAGGACUACCACGUUGAGGAGAAUGAUGAUAAUAAGAUCUCUAAGAGGGAUAGCUACGAGGUGUUGAGUGGUUUCGAUAUAAAGGACCGCCAGGAGAAAGAUAUCACUACUGUAACCUCCUUGCUUUCUCUAUCAAGAGCUGCCUCGACCCUAGUGCUUCUCCACCAUAACUGGAACUUUGAGGCAGAUGAGAAGCAGGCAUGGUUUGAAGAUGAAGAUAAAGUCCGAGAAGCUGUUGGCCUGUUACCUGCACCUGGACCAGUACUGGGCGUUGAGUCUCCGAACAAGUCCGGAAGAGUCAAGUGUAGGAUCUGUCUCGAAGCCUGUGCAAGCCAGAAGAUGAAGUCAGCUGGCUGUGGCCAUCUCUUUUGCUGUGAAUGCUGGGGAAGCUACAUUGGUAUAUCCAUUGCCGACGGUCCGGGGUGUUUGAUGCUGAGAUGUCCUGACCCUGCUUGCCGUGUUGCUAUCGCUGGAGACAUGAUUGAAACAUUCUGCUCCGACGAGCAGAAGAGCAAGUACUCUUAUUACCUGCGUAGGUCUUAUAUUGAAGGUAGCAAGGACACCAAGUGGUGUCCUGCUCCAGGUUGCGAAAAGGCUAUUAGUUAUUAUGGUGAUGAUGGAAACUACGAUGUGUGUUGCCACUGUAAAUACACAUUUUGCUGGAACUGUACUGAGGAACCUCACAGGCCGGUGGAAUGUAGGACUGUGAAAGAGUGGAUUUUGAAGAACAGCAGCGAGGCAGAGAACACGAACUGGAUUUUGGCCAACUCUAAGCCAUGUCCAAAGUGCAAACGAGCGAUUGAGAAAAACCAGGGUUGUAUGCACAUGGUAUGCACACCGCCUUGUAAGUUUCACUUCUGCUGGCUAUGCCUUGGUCCGUGGUCGGAACAUGGUGAUAAAACGGGUGGUUUUUAUGCAUGUAACAAGUAUGAGAAAGCCAAGGCAGAGGGAGCUUACAGUGAGGAGGAGAUGAGAAGAGAGAUGGCUAAGAAUUCUUUGGAGAAAUACGCACAUUAUUUUGAGCGCUGGCAGAGCAAUCAAUCCUCCAGGCAGAAAGCUCUUGAGGAUUUACAUCAAACGCAGACUGUGAACACAGACCAGGUGAGAGACAACCAGCGCACCGGUGAGGGUGAGGUCAAGUUUUUAGUGGGGGCUUGGGAACAGAUUGUUGAAUGUAGGAGAGUGCUGAAAUGGACUUAUGCGUAUGGGUACUACCUACCUGACCAUGACACUGCUAAGAAGCAAUUUUUUGAGUACUUGCAGGGUGAGGCAGAGUCCAGCUUGGAAAGACUUCAUCAAUGUGCCGAGAAGGAGGUACAGCCGUUCCUAGAAGAUGAUGGCCCCAUUGGCCCGUCACAAGAAUUCAUAGACUUCAAAACAAAGCUAACUGGACUGACUGCAGUGACUAAAAACUACUUUGAGACCCUGACAACGGCAUUAGAGAAUGGCUUAUCAGAUGUAGAAUGCAGAGCGGCGAAAGGCUGUAAAAAGAGAAAUGCAAAAGGGAAAUAG